AUGCUGCUCACACGACUGCGGAUGACGGUCCCACUGACUCGCUGCUCGCAGACACGUGGAUUCAUUAAUAUGCUCGGUGGUGCAACGAAAAAGACGGAAAAAGCAGCGACUCAAGCCACUGAAGCCGCUCAAUCAACGGAACACGGCGAGAUUGUGCUUGAUGGCUUUGCAAAGCGUCAAUUUGACGACAAAACGUACUCUGGUACACAACUUGACUUUAACAAGACGGAGUUUAUCAAGAAAGUGAAUGAGAUUUACGAGAAGAACUCGAAGCAAUUGGUUGAUGGCUAUGCGCCAUUCUGCAAACACCUGUUCAUCAAGAACUUUACUCGUGCUCGCCUUAAUAUGGUGCCUAUUACACAGGCUAAUUCAAGCAUGCUUAUGUCGGACUAUGAGGCUCGUACGGAAUAUGAACUACCAGUAUUAACCCGUUGGUUCCCGAGUCACAGUGUGACCCCGAAGGUUGCUGAGUACCUGGACAUUAUCCUGUACAGCCGUGAACAGAUCAUGAAAGAGAAUGAGGCUGUGGAGGUGCCGGCGGAUCCGUCGCACAUGGACUCGCCCUGGGGCAUUGUGGCGAUCAAGGCACAGGACGAGGACUAUGAACUGCCGAUGAAACCUAUUACUAUGAUGCGGAAUGCUAUUGGUAAGUCUCAGGGCGGCUCGGGUGUGCCCAUUAACCGUGAUGAGUACAUGAAGGCGGUCGAGUAUUGGCAAAAUCAUGCUGUAAUCAAGAAAAUGUAG
This is a messenger RNA of Peronospora farinosa, 744 nucleotides long. Lineage: Eukaryota; Oomycota; Peronosporomycetes; Peronosporales; Peronosporaceae. The record is from the annotation of a GenBank genome assembly.